AGUAGGUGGCGGUAAUGUACCAUAACGUUGGAUGCCAACCGCUGAUAAACCCCAUCGAAGAAGAAGUUGUAGCUAGUUGCUGAAAUCAAGCAGGACGUGAAAUAAUAACAGAAGAUGGAGGCAGAUUCGUCUCUCCUGAGCUCGGAAAUGGAACUGCAGCAGCAAGAGGAGCUCUACCAACAGCUUUUGCUAAAGACAAUGGGAAAAAUGCAAAGUGAAAAUCCUCGUGAUUCUAGAGUCAUUCGGCCACAGCCUGGUCGGUGUGUGAAGACUUUCACCUUGCCUGAUAAACGGAAGGUAUUUGUCAACAUCUGUCAGUCUGCUGCUGUCCCGCCCCCGCCCCCCCUCUCCAAGGAGGCACUAGUGGAGCUCCUCGAAUCAGAAGACCCCACAGGAUACAGAGUACCCAUGAGCAUCGGAGAGGCCCACACAGAGGUGGACAACAACUCCCAAGGCUGCACAGCCUACGACGUGGUCAUCAGUGAAGAGUUCUUCCAGAAAUGCCAGAAGGAUCCUCUAUUCCAGCAGUUUCUGAUCGCUGUGUCAUUAGAGGGGCUGGAGAACAAAUACAACCUGGAGCUCAGCCGAGACUGGAAGGUUCUGAAGAACAGGAAGUUUCUGGGCUCUGUGAACGAACAGAAUAUUCGCACCAAGAGCAAACCUGUGAUUCAGGAAAUAGACCCCAAGGAUACUUGCACAGCACCAGAACCAGCCAAACGGCCAGAGUUCUGUCUACUGGUGGAGCCCCCUGUAGGUGAUCCAGAGUUUCUGAUAGCAGAGAUACAGCUGCCUGGAGUGGCCUCCUCUCUCUCCCUCGUUCUGGACCUUGGGGAGGACAGGCUUGUCCUGAAUGUCCGGCCCUCCCUCUUUCAUCUGGACUGUUUCAUUCCCUUCUUCAUUGACCAGGAGGACAGCGUAGCACAGUACAACACCAACACACAGAUUCUCACAGUGACAAUGCCGGUGGUGUCUUCGUGAAGACACUGAAUGUCAGAUAUCUAUCCGUUUUUGUUGUGUAUGAAAAUAAACCUGUUAUUUUUAA
Messenger RNA from Salvelinus sp. IW2-2015, 1042 nucleotides. RefSeq names its product PIH1 domain containing 1 (gene pih1d1). The record is from RefSeq and is a predicted model, not a curated record. Gene Ontology annotation, cellular component: R2TP complex; cytoplasm; ribonucleoprotein complex. Gene Ontology annotation, biological process: box C/D snoRNP assembly; rRNA processing. NCBI's taxonomy places the organism in Eukaryota, Metazoa, Chordata, Actinopteri, Salmoniformes, Salmonidae.